AUGGAGGGUUUCCCCCCCAACUCCUCCCUGAUCUUCAUCUCUCAUCGAUCUUCAAACUGGUCUGAGGGUGAGACGACGUACGAGCAGUGCCAGGACAUGCCCGGUGUUCUCAUCUGGUAUCUGAGUCUGCAGUUCACCAACAUGCUGCUGGGCAUCCCCACCAACCUCAUGGUGCUCUGGCUCAUCCACAAGAACAAAGAGGACUCAUCGACUUCUGACAUCUUCAUCUCACAGCUGGCUGUGUUAGACGUCCUCUUCUGCCUCAUCCCUCCUUUGGAGCUGGUCAGCCUGGUCUUCUUCAACCACAGCACCUCCUGGUACGUCCUGCGCUUCUUCUAUGGAAUCAAAGACUUCUCUCCCCUCUUCCUGUCGUGUAUCUGCCUGGACCGCUACAUGGCGGUGAUCCACCCCGUCAUCUUCACAAAGCUAAGGGACCACGAUUACAGAUCCGCUCUAGCUGUGGUGGUGUGGAUCAUCAUCCUGGCGUACGCUUCCAUUAAAUGCUUAGGAAACGUCCCCAACUUUGACAAAGUCUUCACCGCAAUGAUCCUGAUCGUUUUUACCUUCAUGGUGAUGUGCAACAUCACAAUCAUGUGGGCUCUGAAGCAGUCCGGGCCCAACAGAGAUGAGAUGCAUCCAGUGAAGAAGAGAGCCUUCAAGAUGGUCCUCAUCAUCCUCGCCAUCAUUCUGUUCAACUACCUGCCAGCAGUUGCUCUUUUCCCCUUCCAGAAGUACUUCUCUCCUGGGGUGUUCAAGUGCUACAUUCACUACAUCGCUUUUGGCCUGAUGGACUUCAGCAGCAGCAUUCAGCCGAUACUCUACCUGUCCAAGGAGACGCUGAGGUGGAGACACACCUGCUGUCCAAACAGGGAGACACAGACUUCUUAG
This is a messenger RNA of Oryzias melastigma (Indian medaka), 888 nucleotides long. It is a transcript of the gene hcar2, whose product is annotated as uracil nucleotide/cysteinyl leukotriene receptor. The transcript has a single exon. NCBI's taxonomy places the organism in Eukaryota, Metazoa, Chordata, Actinopteri, Beloniformes, Adrianichthyidae. The record is from RefSeq and is a predicted model, not a curated record. Gene Ontology annotation, molecular function: G protein-coupled receptor activity. Gene Ontology annotation, cellular component: membrane. Gene Ontology annotation, biological process: phospholipase C-activating G protein-coupled receptor signaling pathway; positive regulation of Rho protein signal transduction. The coding region runs from base 1 to 888 and encodes 295 amino acids.